Messenger RNA from Macadamia integrifolia, 1684 nucleotides. RefSeq lists its product as uncharacterized. The record is from RefSeq and is a predicted model, not a curated record. NCBI's taxonomy places the organism in Eukaryota, Viridiplantae, Streptophyta, Magnoliopsida, Proteales, Proteaceae. The transcript has 6 exons. Bases 97 to 1254 code for a protein of 385 amino acids.
UAAACCAACACAAACAAAAGAAAAGGAAGAAGGCAAAGAAACUGAGAGGCAAAAAAAAAGUGGCGUUAGCAGAGGCAUCGAUUUGCCUCGGGCUUUAUGGCGGUCACGGCUAAGGGUUACCUGCUGUCUCGCUUCAGUUCCAAAGACCUCUCACUCCUCAGACCUCUCCAAUCCCCUCAACAAACCUCUCUCUUCUCCUGCCAUCUCCUACUCAUACGCCCUUUACUUCCCUCCAUCACCCUAUCAACCACAACCACCACCAAUUUCUCAAAUUGUAAGAAUCGCUCCACCUCUCCUGCCGUUCUCAGUUGCCUUGUAUCGGGUGUCGACGGUGGUGGUGUUGCGGACGACUUCGUAUCCACCAGAAAAGCUGGAUUCGAUCGAGAAUUCUCUGUUAUCGCCUCUAUGCUUAAACGCAUCGAACCCCUCGAUACCUCCGUCAUCUCUAAGGGCAUCUCUGCAGCAGCCAGGGAUUCCAUGAAGCGCACCAUCUCCACGAUGCUUGGUUUGCUUCCUUCCGAUCAGUUCAAUGUUACCAUCAGUGUUUCUAGGCGUCCUCUCGAUCGCCUCCUUGUCUCAUCCAUCAUUACCGGGUAUACUCUGUGGAAUGCGGAGUAUAGGGUUUCUUUGAUGAGGAGCUUCGACAUCUCUCCCGAGAGUUCAGGAGCUUCGGUUUCCUCUCAUGGCUGUGGCCUUACAGAGAAGGAGUAUCAGAACAGGGAAGGUAGGGAUGUUGAGGUUGAUGUGGAUACCUGCAGCGAAUUUGGGAUGGACAGAAGCGUUCCCCUUGGUUUGGGGGACUUGUCGCCCGAGGCUUUGAAUUACAUUGCAGGGCUAAAAUCCGAGUUGGCUUCAAUUGAGAAGGAAUUGAAUGCUCAGAAGCAGGAAAAUUUGCACUUAGAAUAUGAUGGGGAAGGGAAUAAUGAUUUGUUAGAGUACCUGCGAACUUUGGAACCAAAUAUGGUGACUGAACUAUCUCGUCCAUCAUCUUCAGAGGUUGGGGAAGUUAUUCAUGAACUUGUUCAAAACAUACUGCAAAAUUUGUUUAAAGAUGAUACCUCCUCCGGUUUCCUGGAAGAUUCAGUCAGAGGGAAAACAGAGAACUUAUCAGAUGGUGAUAUUGAGCUUUGCAAUACCAUAGGAACUUCUCGGGAUUACCUUGCUAAGCUGCUAUUCUGGUGCAUGCUAUUAGGUCAUCAUUUAAGAGGCUUGGAGAACAGAUUGCAUUUGAGCUGUGCUGUCGGACUGUUGUAGAGAUGAAAAAGUAAAGUAGAAGAGGAUGAACGGCACCCCCAUCUGGGAAACCAUUUUGGUGAGACCACUCAGCCUAACUCUUUAGGACCCUAAUCGACGAAUUUCUCUCUUGAUUCAAGAGUUUUAUUACUCAUCUGAAGAGGCACUGGUGUGUUAACAUGGAUCAUGCCUGCUAGUGUGGAUCGGCCCUUGUGGUGAAGUUUGGUUGUGUUUUUUUUAUUAUUUCAUUAAUCAAAAUAAAACAUAGACAACUCAUCACAGGAGGGGCAUCAAUGAUAUUUGCAUGUGGCACUUCUAUACAUAAACCUGGCAGAGCUAUCCUGUAAUAUGUGGUUUUGAUUGUUUUAAUAUUCUCAGUAUGGUUGUCAUGCCUAUAGCUUCGCAGCUUUUGCUUUCGAGUUCGCUAUGGAGUUCUUUCGGUUUGAUAGUA